This is a messenger RNA of Symbiodinium sp. CCMP2592, 1158 nucleotides long. NCBI's taxonomy places the organism in Eukaryota, Dinophyceae, Suessiales, Symbiodiniaceae. The record is from the annotation of a GenBank genome assembly.
AUGAUGGUCUUUUCACCAGAAGAAGAAGAGGCAUUCUUGAACGCCGAGCCCGUGAACUUGGAGGGUCGUGAAGCAGAGGUCAAACAAGCCCAGAAACGGGUAGGAGAGCUUCUUUGGUUAACUGGAAGGUCACGCCCCGAUCUGCAAUAUAUCACUUCAAUUAUGUCUUCCAGGAUUACGCGAGUACCAGAGUUGGUGAAUGAGUUGGGUGAAAGGUUGCUUGACUACUUGGCAGAGACUCAGUAUUACCGGCUGAAGUUCGUAAAGAGUGACGAUGUUGAACAGCGGUUGGAUAUAUUUACUGACUCCUCGUUUGCAACCUCCUCUGGUCGGUCUCAUGGAUGUGCCGCAGUGUUCUGGGGAACUUCACCUAUCUCCUGGCGUUCGUCGAGGCAACAGCUGAUAACUCUUAGCACCGCUGAGAGCGAGAUGGUUGAGGCUGUGGAUGGCACUACCUUGGGUUUGGCCACAAAGUGUCUGCUACAAGAGCUCCUGGGACGUGAGUUGCCCAUGUACCUCCACAUUGACAACCAGGCUGCUAUCUCACUUAUUGGUGGCAGUUCUGCAAGUUGGAGGACGAGACACCUACGAUUACGAUCAAACUGGGUGAGAGAGCGAGUGAUGAUGCGGGAACUUUACCUGCAACAUGAACCUGGGGAAACUCAGAGAGCUGACCUAGGAACCAAGGCAUUGCCCAAAGAUCGUUUGAAGAAGCUAGUGGAGCUGUGGGGUGUGGUUGACCGAAGGCCUCCUCGUGAUCCAUCAGUGCGGCGAGCCACCACACAAGGAGCCGGGCAUCAAGGUUGGCUUUCGAAGUUGGUAAUGUUCUGUCAAGUUUGUGGAACAGCAGCCUCAGAGCAGAAUACGAUCCAGCCAGAGAUUGCCUGGGACCUUUAUCUAGUAGUCGCGGUUCUUGCUAUAGCUGUUAUUGGCUUGUGGGAAGCGUUUAAGUUCUGCUGGAGAAAGAAGGAGGCUCGUUUGCGGGCAUUGAGGGUUAAAGCCAACAAAGCGACGCAGCAGAAGCUCACCAAGGCAGAGCUGAAAGAGUUGCAAAGGAUCCUCGCCUUGAACCCGGAGGAUUUGACCGUGGACCAAAAGCACCUCGCCAGUCCCAACACUUCCAAGCGAUGUACCAUCUUCGUCUACGGGAAGGAAUAA